Molecule: messenger RNA, 2393 nt
Organism: Pungitius pungitius (ninespine stickleback)
Lineage: Eukaryota; Metazoa; Chordata; Actinopteri; Perciformes; Gasterosteidae
Exons: 1
Coding region: 341-1249 (302 amino acids)
Biological process (GO): positive regulation of pseudopodium assembly; positive regulation of actin filament polymerization; regulation of cell shape
Cellular component (GO): cytoplasm; membrane
Molecular function (GO): small GTPase binding
Source: RefSeq, a predicted model, not a curated record
UUUCUGUUUAGGAGAGAAAGACAAGCAGAGCUGUUCUGAGAUCAAGGUCCAGCUCCAACCCCCCUUCCCUUCCCCCACCACCCUCAAGGCCCCCCGAAGGAGUCACCAGACAGGGUGAAUCACGACUGCCGGGGGUUGCCAUUGUUACGUUGAAUGAGCUAAAUGUUUGUAUUCUCACUUGGAGGAGCCAAAGUAUCGUGUCGGGUGGGAGUUGAAAAGAGCCUCUUAUCAGGGGAGUGUUGCUUAUCCAGUUCGUCAAUCAACUUUGUUUCCUGAGAAACAACACGUACCUCUCCUCCGUCUCCGACCCCCCCCUUUGGAAGACCUGUCAGAAAAAAAAAUGCCGGCAAAGACGCCAAUGUACUUAAAAACGACAACGCCCAGGAAGGGGAAGAGGCUGCGGCUUCGCGACGUCCUCUCGGGCGACAUGAUCAGCCCGCCGCUGGGCGACGUGCGCCACAGCGCGCACGUGGGGCCCGAAGGGGAGGGCGACAUGUUCGGCGACGUGGGCUUCCUGCAGGGCAAGAUGAACAUGCUGCCGACCCUGAGUCGGAUGCAGGACGGACGCUCGCACAGCGUGGAGAGGCGGCUGGACGACGGCCUGGCGGCGAGACAUGAGUCGCACAGCUACGCCUACAACGGUUACCACUACCAGCACUCCUCCGCCGGCCUGCUGAAGACCACCAUCUCCAUGCCCGUGUUCAUCGCCCACGAGCAGGCUCCGCCCAAACCCCCGCGCCUCCACCUCGAGGACCCCUCCCCGUCCUCUCUGGCCUCCCAGCAGAACCCCUUCCACCACCAGCCAGCGGCGGACGCGAGCCGCAAACAGGCCAACGGCCACCGGGACCACCACAGCCAGCUCUUUGAGAACGGCGUGGUGGGCCGCCUGGCGUCAGAGCCCUGCCGCGACAUCUCCCUCUCCCCCGCCGUCCGCAGGCUCGUCCCCUCCUCCGGCUCCUUCUCGGAGGUCUCCUCUGAGGACUCCAUGUCGGAGACCUGCGGGCCCCUGGACAUCCGCCGGGGCCUCAGCCUGGACUCGGACGCCGGCCUGAGCAACGAGGACCUAAGGAGUGACCGCAGCGAGUCGCCCUGCUCCGCAUUCCACCCGGCCGCUCUCACAGUGUCAUCUGGGGUCUCGCGCUCGGACUCUAUGGCGGGGUUAGACCUGGAUCUGGGCCCGUCCAUCAUGGAGGACAUCCUGAGCAUCAUGGACCGCUACAAGACCGAGGACGAUCGCUGCGAGCUGUGAAGAAAUGUUAAUGUGAUGUACAGAUAUUUGUUUUAUAACAUAAAUAAAGACUUUGUUAAGAUAAGAGGACAAAAUCAGUGGAGGUGUGAAGAAGACGCUGAGUUUAAAACGGAUGUUAAAGGAUUACAGAAAGGGGAGAGACAAGGUGACACUUUGGGACAAGUGUUGGGACGUUGCUUCCCGACAUGACAGCAGCCAAGGGCCAGAGGCUGGUCCUUAAGAGCCAUUCAACAAAAUCAGACCUCUUAAAACUGCUAGCUAACCCCCUGAUUUUGCAAAAGCACAAACCCUUUCCUUUGGACAAAGCAAACAGCCACAACCUGACUCCUACUGACAGGUUUCUGCUGGUUAAUCGUUCACAAAGGAGGCGAAUGUUUCAAGACUGACCCCGGGAGAGAAGUCUGCAGAAACCAGCGUCUGUGAACUCAAUUCAGACACAACAGGACUCCCCGAGCGUGGAAACCACAGCUACUGAUAAAUAAUGUCACAACUUCUGUUAAAGCAUAUUCUCAGUCACGCUAAGCUCAGCUGCAAAUUGCAAUAACUUCUAGUAUGAGAACAGCAGCACCAACAUGUCUUCCGAAAAGACACUGACAUGUUUUCCAGUUUCAGUGAAACUGGAAAAGCUUCUUAUAGUUUAAGAAAUAAAUGUCAAAAAGAACAUUUCUGUGAGAAAUGUGCUGCAUUGGAUCCUUUUUGCAAUAUUCUUUUCUUUGGUAUUCCUGAAAACACUCCUUCCAUGUCGUGGCUCACUGCCGGCCUCCCUAACAAUUACCGUCUGCAUUAUCACAGAGGCCUAUUAUUCAAAUGCCAUUUAUGCAGUCACUGUAAAUGUACAAAUAAAUGUUCCUACAAAGAAAACUGAGGGUGUGUGGACAAUUAUUGAAUGAUAAUGGUGCAUAAUAAUUGAUAACUAAUUUAAAAUAUAUACAUAAAAGUUUUCUUCCCUGUUCCUAAAAACAACUGGUGGCUACAACUUUCUUCAUAAUACAGCGGUGAAUUGUAACAUUUACUUAAGUGUAAGAUUCUUCGCUAUAAAUGUUGUUUUUUUCCCUCCGCUACACUUUUUUGACUACGUGCUUUUGAUAUUUAGAUUCCAAAAUAUAAAUCAUCUAAUACAUUUCUUAAUAGGAAGUUUCACCGU